Mya arenaria is the source of this 1275-nucleotide messenger RNA. RefSeq names its product G-protein coupled receptor dmsr-1-like. The record is from RefSeq and is a predicted model, not a curated record. The coding region runs from base 1 to 1275 and encodes 424 amino acids. Gene Ontology annotation, molecular function: G protein-coupled peptide receptor activity. Gene Ontology annotation, cellular component: membrane. Lineage: Eukaryota; Metazoa; Mollusca; Bivalvia; Myida; Myidae. The transcript has a single exon.
AUGGAUGUACAGGAAGAAGUAACGUUGUUAUAUUUUAAUGAUCUUUAUCCAGACUGCGAUGACAUGCACUCGCUAAUAUUCGGGAUGAUCACGCCAAUACAAGCGGCGCUAGUCACCGUGGCCAACAUAUUUAUCGUGAUCCUCUUCACCAAGCCGAAUAUCCGGUCGCGAACCACGUGUAUCCUGACGCUCAUUGCGCUGGCUGACGUACUUUCCAUCCUGUCGCCCACAUCGAUCUAUAUCUGGCUGUUCACCCUCGAUAACGGCAACCAUCGUGCAGUCCCCUACCGCUUUUGCAUCUGGACGAUUGCGUUUGUGGAUAUAUUUCUGGAUAUGUUUAACUCAAUGUCACUCUGGUUCACUGUUUUGUUGGCGUUAAUGAGACGCAAGUGUUUACAAUCUCCGUUUACUGCCAAGUGUACACACAGAUAUCGUCACGUCAUUGGCUAUAUUACAGGAGUAGUGUGUUUAGUUCUUGCAGUUCACAUACCGUCGUUUUUCAUUUUUGACGUCGUUCCUCUAAACAGAACGUACGUUGAUUCUAACGUAACGGGCGUAAUGUGUGGAUUGAAAGAGCGUAAAUAUAGCAUUCCGCGGAAAAUCCAUCUAUGGAUGGAGGUAUUACUAGACUCUCUCAUUCCAUCAUGCAUUCUUUUGUACCUGACAUUUAGCAUUCUAUGGGUUUUGCGUAAAGCUAAGCAGAGCCGGUCUUCACUUCGUUCCCAUUCCUCCGUAUACCGUCCCGGCGGGGUUCCAGACGACAGGGAAAAUGAGGGCGUAUCUGUGAGACUAAAAUAUGUCCAGUUCCGGCGGUGGAAGUUUCGGGCGCAGACGAGCAAGUGCAGCGUUGAUUCCGCCUUUGAAAAGCUUGACCGGGAAAGUAGACGAACUUCGUGGCUUAUUUUCGCAGUCGCAAUCCUAAUCUCCACCCACGAGCUACCUAUGGCGCUUAUAAGCGCGUACAAACUCACAGUACACAUGCACGAGACGCUUCCGUUGGUGUUCUUCGGCUGCUGGUCGGCUAUAUUCACGCUGUGGCAGAACACCAUAUAUCCGCUCACGUUUUUCAUAUACGCGCUGAUGAGUGCCAACUUCCGGUCAGAGAUCUUGCGAGUCCUGACCUGUAAAUGCCUGUUUUCCGGCGAAGAGACGACGGCAGGGAAUGAACCGAUAGUUAAAAAGGUGUUGUUGAGCCCGUGUUCUGUAAGAAAAUCGCUGAGCAAGGGAUUAAGCAAAGCCAAUGAAGAAACAGUUGGUUUGUCUAGUGAAAACUGA